Messenger RNA from Olea europaea var. sylvestris, 1383 nucleotides. Its product is annotated as rhodanese-like domain-containing protein 11, chloroplastic. The transcript has 10 exons. The record is from RefSeq and is a predicted model, not a curated record. Lineage: Eukaryota; Viridiplantae; Streptophyta; Magnoliopsida; Lamiales; Oleaceae. Bases 125 to 985 code for a protein of 286 amino acids.
ACAAAAGGAAAAUUCGUUCACAAACACUAUCCAAUUCCAAAGCCAAAGAUAAGCACAGAUACUCGUAGAAACAAAAUCAAUACAGAUAUACAUCAAUUCAUACUGUGCACCAUAUUCCCCAAAAAUGGAAGCUUUGGGAUUUCAUCCCCUUCUCAGCAUCUCUCAGAGGCCAAAGAUAUUGAAGAAUGUUUCGGGCUCGACCCGGUUGUCCAAUUCUUCAUGCCCAUCUUUUUAUACGCACAAAAUUAAGCAAAACUGUAGGAGUGACAUAAGAAUGCAAGCUGUUAAAGAAGAGUACGAGUUGAAGCAAAUGAAAGAUAUGACUGCUGCUAGAAAGAGAUGGGAGGCUCUAGUCAGGGACGGGAAAGUUAAAGUUCUAACACCUAGAGAAGCUGGAUAUGCGAUCCAACUCUCAAGUAAAACCUUACUUGAUGUUCGCCCCACUACUGAGCGUCAAAAGGCAUGGGUCAAAGGCUCUACCUGGAUCCCGAUAUUUGAUGUUGAUAACAGUUUUGAUGCUGGGACCCUUUCAAGGAAGGUCACAGAAUUCAUGAUGGGAGGAUGGUGGAGUGGUGUCCCUACAUUGUCCUAUGAUAAGCAAUUCUUAACAAAAGUUCUAGAGAAAUUCCCAAAAGACACAGAUCUAAUUGUGGCAUGCCAGAAAGGCUUGAGAUCCCUUGCAGCUUGUGAGCUAUUAUACAAUGCUGGUUAUGAAAACCUUUUCUGGGUUCAAGGGGGUCUGGAGGCUGCUGAAGAAGAGGAUCUUGAAAGGGAAGGUCCUCAGCCCUUUAAGUUUGCAGGAAUUGGUGGGCUUUCAGAAUAUCUCGGUUGGACGGACCAACAGAGAGCUGCAGCUGCCAAGGAAGGCUGGGGCUACAGAUUAGUUUAUUCAGCCCGUCUGGUUGGACUCUUUCUUGCAGCUGAUGCCUUGUUUAUUGGGGCGCAGCAAGUGGGUCGGUAUCUUCAGGAUUUAAGGUCUCACUAAAGGGCUAUCGAAGCAGAUGUAAUGACUACCCAAAGCAACCAAGGGAUCUAGAUUUUCACCAAGAUGACUUAAUUGGGACCAGAUGCAUACAUGCAUCCUAAUUUUGGAGCUAAUUUCACAGUGCUGCCACUGUGAUCUUUGUUUUGUGUCGAUCUGCUUUUUCAGCAUUGUAGUUUCUCCUGGUUCCUGUAACUCCGAUAGCGAGAUGCUUUCAUUUCAUUAUGAUGUUAAGUAGUCAUGCAGUAAAAGCCUCAGUUUUGGCAAACCAGUAUUCCUUGUAAAAGUUGGCGAAUUGUUGAUUUUUCAAGAUUUAGAUUUUUUUGAUCAGUAACAGUUCUGUUCUGUAAUUCUUGCAAGCUGCAGCCUAUCCUAUUUCUUGAUUCCACCAUAUUUCUCUA